Apis florea (little honeybee) is the source of this 2340-nucleotide messenger RNA. Its product is annotated as segmentation protein paired. The record is from RefSeq and is a predicted model, not a curated record. Gene Ontology annotation, molecular function: DNA-binding transcription factor activity, RNA polymerase II-specific; RNA polymerase II cis-regulatory region sequence-specific DNA binding. Gene Ontology annotation, biological process: regulation of transcription by RNA polymerase II; anatomical structure development. Lineage: Eukaryota; Metazoa; Arthropoda; Insecta; Hymenoptera; Apidae.
AUGGUAGAGGGAUAUAAGGUGAAACAAGUCGAUCGUGAAAUCGAGUGUGAAACAAGCAGGAGAAUGGGAAUUGGAGUGCGGUUCCUUUUGAACUCUCGCACGGCAAAACAAACCAUAAACCAGGACGUGCAUUCACCUGCGGAGACGUGGUUGAGCAGCGAUCGUGUCGUUUCGCGCUUUUCAGGUAAAACCAGUUCCGGAUCCGAUUGCGACAGCGAGCCCGGGAUCCCGUUGAAGAGGAAGCAGCGCAGAAGCAGGACCACGUUCACCGCCCAUCAACUGGACGAAUUGGAACGCGCGUUCGAGAGGACCCAGUACCCGGACAUCUACACGAGGGAGGAGUUGGCGCAGAGGACGAAAUUAACCGAGGCUAGGAUCCAAGUGUGGUUCAGCAAUAGAAGGGCCAGGCUGAGAAAGCAGUUGUCUUCGACCACUUCCGGCGGUUACGUCAGCUCUGUCGCGUAUCCCGCAGCUUCCUACGUCCUCCACCCGCCCGCCGCUCCCCAUCCACACGCCGCCACAGCCGUUCCACCGAGUCAUCCGCAUCCUCAUCCCCAUGGACAGAGCCUGCCCGACACCACCUUCUCCUCGAGUCAAGUUCCAGAGCUGUACUCCUCGCACCACGGAGCCAUGUCCCACCAGCUGACGCCAGACUCGGCCCGGCUCCCUUCGUCCGUCGGCUCGACGCCUAGCUACGGCCUCCCGGCAUCGGUCACCUACCCAAGCUCGCUCUUGCCAGCCACCUCGUCCACCAGCACCACCCACAUGAGCCACCAAGUGUCGGCGGCGGCCGCCGCCGUGUCCUCGUCCACCUAUCAACAGGCGAGCGGCCAUCAACUUCCGCCGACCCCCAACUCUCUCGUCACCAUGAUGGGCCCCAAUUCCGGCAAUUCGAACCCGCCCUCCGACCAGCUCACCCCCACGGAUCUGCCCAUCAACUCGGUGUCGCCCGUCUCCCAACAACAACAACAACAACAACAACAGCAGCAAACCGGCCAGCAAGGCAGUUCCUCCCCGUCCUGGAAUCUGCCGAUCUCUGCAAGCGGAAGAGUUGCGCUUCCAAGCCCCCCCGCGACGCUUCAACAACCUCACGCGCAUCCUCAUCAAGCCUUCGCGACCCAUUACGGCGCCCAAGGCUUCCAACAACCACCCAGACCCGCUCCUCAUCAACCUUUUUACAGCUGGUACUGAGGCCAGCUUGAGGAGCAAGGGAAACGACACGGAUAACGUUGCUUGGAUGCAACGCUUGUUCACGAAUGCUGUGCUACACGAUAAACCCGUCCGAUUGACCGAAAUUGUUUCUUGAUAACGAGUAACGCGGUUGUUGGUUACGAUGCUCGAGAGAAAAGAUAUGGAUCCAGAUAAUGUUGCUUGGGUGCAACGCUUGUUUGUGCAAAUGCUUUGUAUAAAUGUUCGAACGAUCGAUCGAUCGAUCGUUUGAUUUUUUGAGUAACGCGGUGGUUGGUUAUACGAUACGAACGAGUAUACUUGGUCGAAUGAAGGAAGAAAGGAAGGAAGGAAGAGAGAAUUCUUUUUCGCUGUAAAUAAUAGGUAUUAUUUAAUUGUUUAAUCUUUAGUGGCGGAGUUGAAACGACUCUUCGACGAUUGAUUAGACGAGGAAUUAGAAAGAAUUAUAAAAGAAAAAGUUUGCUUGCACGAGCGCAAAUAUUCGAAGUAUUUCGAAUUAUACGAUAAAGCGAAAAAGUGCUGGUAGAUGAAAUAAUUAAUAUUAGAAUCACAUAACAAUUUUGAAUAAUUAGAUAAUAUAUUUGUUCGAUGAAACAAUUUGUUCUUUUAGGGACAAACGAAUUCGAAACGAAAUGAUUUAUUUCUAAAUGAAGUGCUAAUAGACAUUGAAAGACAGUUUGCGGGCGACUGUCUCGUAAAACUUCUCUUGUAAUUAUUGUAAAUUUUGCCUACUUGUGUAAAAAUAAAUCUAAUAUAGUUAGUUUAUCGUCGGUUUUCGGGUUAUCGUUUUAAGAGUCAAUUAUCAUUUUACCCUAAUGCGUAUACAGUUCAACCAAAAAUUGUAAUUUAAUAGUGUAAAUAAGCGGCGUAGUUCCUAGCCUUGCUACGAAUUAUAUAUGAUUAUCUUCUUUCUGUUUCUUCUCAUCAAGCGAAACCAGCUAAAUUGUUCAUCGUUCUAUGAUUUUGUUUCUUUAACACGAAUGAAUGGAAAGAUGCGAAUGAGGAUAAAAGAAGACUGAUUGUUGUGAAUGAUAUUUGCGACAGGGAGAAAAUUAUCAUUUAAAUUUUUACGAAGUAUUGAUGUAAAGUAUUAUUAAAUCAUAUGUACAAUGUAUUAUUAAACGUAUAUGAUAUUUUAAAGAGAAGAAUAAC